GGAGUGGCUGGGCCUGGGAGACUCCAUGCGGGGGCCAUGGACAGAGCAGCGCUCCUGGGACUGUCCCGCCUGUGCGCGCUGUGGGCAGCCCUGCUCACGCUGUUCCCCUGCGGAGCCCAAGGAAACUGGAUGUGGUUGGGCAUCGCCUCCUUUGGGGUUCCGGAGAAGCUGGGCUGCGCCAGCUUGCCGCUGAACAGCCGCCAGAAGGAGCUGUGCAAGAGGAAACCGUACCUGCUGCCGAGCAUCUGCGAGGGCGCCCGUCUGGGCAUUCAGGAGUGCAGGAGCCAGUUCAGAUACGAGAGAUGGAACUGCCUGGCGGCCGCCGCCGCCCCGCCUGACACCAGCCCUCUCUUUGGCUACGAGCUGAGCAGCGGCACCAAGGAAACAGCAUUUAUUUAUGCUGUGAUGGCUGCAGGCCUGGUGCAUUCUGUGACCAGGUCAUGCAGUGCAGGCAACAUGACCGAGUGUUCCUGUGACACCACCUUGCAGAACGGCGGCUCAGCAAGUGAAGGCUGGCACUGGGGGGGCUGCUCUGAUGAUGUCCAGUAUGGCAUGUGGUUCAGCAGAAAGUUCCUAGAUUUCCCCAUCAGAAACACCACGGGAAAAGAAAGCAAAGUACUGUUAGCAAUGAACCUUCAUAACAAUGAAGCUGGAAGGCAGGCUGUCGCCAAGUUGAUGUCAUUAGACUGCCGGUGUCACGGAGUUUCCGGCUCCUGUGCUGUGAAAACAUGCUGGAAAACCAUGUCUUCUUUUGAAAAGAUUGGCCGUCUGUUGAAGGAUAAAUAUGAAAACAGUGUCCAAAUCUCAGACAAAAUAAAGAGGAAAAUGCACAGGAGAGAGAAAGAUCAGAGGAAAAUACCGAUCCACAAGGAUGAUCUGCUCUACAUUAAUAAGUCUCCCAAUUACUGUGUAGAGGAUAAGAAACUCGGGAUCCCAGGGACCCAAGGCAGAGAGUGCAACCGCACGUCAGAGGGCGCAGACGGCUGCAACCUCCUCUGCUGCGGCAGGGGCUACAACACCCACGUGGUCAGGCACGUGGAGCGAUGCGAGUGCAAGUUUAUCUGGUGCUGCUACGUCCGCUGCAGGAGGUGUGAAAGCAUGACUGAUGUCCACACUUGCAAGUAACCACUCUAGCCUUGGGCAAGAGUCCCCAGUGACAGACGUACAACGGGAGUGGCUCCCACUGUGCUGGGCUGGGGAGCCUGACACCUGCCUCCUCAGAAUUCCCAGAUCCUCAAGGCUCUCUCAGAAGUCCCUUUACCUGAUCGAUGUCAAUGUCACACACUAGGCAUGUAGAUUUCUUGGGAUUCUAAAACUGAAAAAGUUUGAGUUCAUAUGUUGGUGGUUUAGGGAACAGAUAUUGAGGGCAAGGAAGAUAAACUGUCUCGUAAGCAAGAAAGAACAGGAAAGAGCCUUCAUGCCGAGAGAACUGGUCCAUACUCAGGAUAAGAUCCUUGACUAUGGAACUUGGUUAUGGAACUCAAUAGUGGUGGGUGAAUAUUAGUCAUUUAAAAAAGACAUCUAUUAGAGCAGCAAGGAGCAGUAAAUAUGAAUCUCAUUCUCUGAGUAUUUUUUAUGAAGAAAUCAUACUAAGUGUUGGUGCAUAGAAACAGAAGGUGUUGGGACAGGUUAACAGAAGUGGUGGGUGCCUACUUAACACUUUCAUUCAUUUCAGAAGAAAGAAUCUUCAUAAGUGAUAUAACACCCCCUAAAACAUGUUUGUUAGCGAUAUUUCGUGACAAAACAAAAGAAGCAAGAUGUAAGAAGCAAAAUGUAAAAAGCAAAAUGUAUGAUUUGGAGUUUAAGUGACUUUUAACCAGGAGAAUUGAUCUAGAAGAGUAUCAGUGAGGUAUAUAGCAACCUUUAUCUUUGGCUUCACACUUUCAUUAUAGACCAGCUUCCACUAUUAAAAACUCAGCUCUGAAAUACUGGAGGAAGGGAUCCUGAAAGCAUGUGGGAAAAUCAGAGGUAGAAAUAUAAAGGGCUCUCGUACAUUGUAAGGAAAAGCAUCCUUUAAAUGUGUAAAGACAGUAUUUUGUACAGUAUUUUGUUAAAUUUUUUAUAUUUUGUAAAUAAUGUUUUUAAGUUAUAUGAUAUAUAUUGAAACUUAAGAUAUUUUUUGCCAAAGCCCAAGAGCUAAGGCAAUAAAAUUAUCUCAGAAAUAAUAUUAGCUUCUGUUUCCUUUCAUACUAUUAACUUUGACAUUUUUUCAUACAUUGAAAAAGAAGUUCAUUGAGCAGUUAGUUACAUGGAUGUGUAUUUCCUGCCGAAAUGGCAGCUUUAUAUGUUGUAAAUUAAAAUAUGCGGCAAUAUAUUGACAAUUGUGCUAUUUCAGCAGUCAGAUUAGUUGAAUUCUGUUCUCAAUUAGUUAUGUUUAACUUGUAAGGUUAUUAUAAUAAAUUAUACAGUAAAAGUCUUAACUGGAAAAAAAGAAUCUAAAUCAGAAUAAUGAUCAAUUUGUGGAUUUGAUAUCCUGGAUAUUUAUUAUGUUGUGUGAAAUGCUGCACUUCCAUGUGAAUUUUGAGUGGUCUUGUUUUAGUAUUCAUGCAUGUAUAUUCAUGAUAUUUUACAAGGUUCCUGGUGAAAAUUACAGGGCUGUAUUUAAGGUGGUAUUUUAAUGUAAAUGCUACGUUUUUUAUGAAUUGUUAAAUAUUUCAGUAUCAUAUAGAAAAAAUAGAUUUUCUAAGUUCAGAAUGGACAAAGAAAGAAUAUUCUUUUUCUCAAAAUAAGCUAAAGAAAUGUUUCCCUGACCA
Messenger RNA from Orcinus orca (killer whale), 2753 nucleotides. It is a transcript of the gene WNT16, whose product is annotated as Wnt family member 16. Lineage: Eukaryota; Metazoa; Chordata; Mammalia; Artiodactyla; Delphinidae. Gene Ontology annotation, biological process: cell fate commitment; multicellular organism development; canonical Wnt signaling pathway. Gene Ontology annotation, molecular function: frizzled binding; cytokine activity. Gene Ontology annotation, cellular component: extracellular region. The record is from RefSeq and is a predicted model, not a curated record. The transcript has 4 exons. Bases 37 to 1125 code for a protein of 362 amino acids.